Messenger RNA from Coffea eugenioides, 855 nucleotides. RefSeq lists its product as uncharacterized. Bases 1 to 855 code for a protein of 284 amino acids. The record is from RefSeq and is a predicted model, not a curated record. NCBI's taxonomy places the organism in Eukaryota, Viridiplantae, Streptophyta, Magnoliopsida, Gentianales, Rubiaceae. The transcript has a single exon.
AUGGUUCUUGUCAAGAAGUAUUGUCCCACGGAACCACAGGUGGAAAAAGUUGAGCCAAACAUGCAUGACAUAGACGAGGAGGAUGAAGAAGAGACUCUUUCCUUUUGUGAAUUUUCAAUCAACAGCGAUGCUGAUACGUGGGAAGACUCCUCAAGAGAAUCACAAAACACAAGCUUCAAAUCUUCCGAGGGAGACGAUUAUUUCGAGUUCUUUAGUGGAGAGUUGAGCUCGGGGAAAGCUUCGUUCUCUUAUACACCACCUGAAAACAUCAUUUUUUGUGGUAAACUCAUUUCUUUCAAACACCCCAUCUCCGAAAACCCCGAAAGAAUCGAAAAGGUCAAGCACAAAAAGCACAAGAGAAGAUGGUUUUUUAGAUGGAAAUGGAAUCUUGCUUCAUCCCUUAAAAGAAGAACUUCAAGAAGAAAGAAUGCUUCAAAUUCCACGGGUGCAAAAAAGGGUUCGUCUGGAGGCUAUAAAUCGUUGCCAGCACCUGAAGCAUCAGAUCAAGGGAACAAGGACAUAAGAAGAAAGCGCAAUAAAGAGCAGGAUUUGUCCGCUCACAAAAUGUCCUUCUUAACGUCAUCAGGGAAGUCGAAAUGGUACACGUUCUUCUUCGGAGUCACGAAAUUCAGAACGAAAAUGGAGCUGAGGGACAUGAAGAAUAGGCAGGCUCGACGACGAAGCUCAUCAUUUUCUAAGACCCGAUCGGAAAAUGAUGAUAGCAGCAAUAACCACAGUCCAUGCAUGGCAAGAAGCAACGGAUUAUGGGCCGUCCUCAGAGCAUUGAGUUGCAGUGGCGAUCCCCGCGCAACCGCCGUAGUGAAGGCGUCGAUCGGAGGCAUUGCAGAUGUGUGA